Cygnus olor (mute swan) is the source of this 1722-nucleotide messenger RNA. RefSeq names its product spermatogenesis associated 48 (gene SPMIP7). The transcript is spliced from 9 exons. The record is from RefSeq and is a predicted model, not a curated record. Lineage: Eukaryota; Metazoa; Chordata; Aves; Anseriformes; Anatidae.
CCCUGUGAGGGACGGGAUAGCUGUGGGACACCUGAGCCACGUUACACACCAGGAGACAUUUAAUUGUGAGUCUGUUUCUGUUGUUACUGAGCAACACGAGGACUCAUUGCUAAUUCAGCAGCUCCAUUCUUUUUGCACCUUACUUGAUAAAUCCCUUUCCAGGAAAGAAUUCCCUACUUAAGCCAUUGCCUUGCUCUUUGCAGUUGUUUUGUGCUGAUACACUGGAUGAUAACCUCUAGUUUUACUGUGGUUUGUUGGCUAGGACUUCAGAAACUUAGAGAAACAGGAGCAAGUGGAGUCUGUUAAACUUACUGCCACAUAAAGGGAGAUAGAGGAGAAUGACCACGGUGUCCCAUGGAGCUGAAAGACAGGCAACUGUCUUUAAGAAUUUCGCCAUGUCAGCUGAACCACUUCACAGGAUAGGUCACCAACAGUACCAAAACUUGUCAAAGAAGACGUGCAUGCCUCUUGUGAGAGGUCCUGAGAACAGACAUGACUUUGCCAGCUUCAAAGAGAAAGACAGCAAUUCCUUUCUUAAAUUCCAUCCACACUCCCCUCCAGUCGGGCCAAAUUACCCCUUAUUCCCACACCAAGAUGAUGUGCCUUUAGUAGAUCCCUGCUCAGGUUUUGUGAGUGCGGGAGGGGAUGCUGAUCUGCAGCCCCAUACUGGAAGAGCUAUUGAAUCCCUGGUGGACUACAUCGAUGUGAAACCUCAGCAGCGGGUUCCCGUUGCAGGAAAGGGGGCACAGACUGCCCACAGGAGGCACAUGAUCCUCCAGGAGGAAACCAGCCAGGACAGACAGUGGAACUCCAGGGCUGUGCCAGCUGCUUCGGUCAGGGCACGACUUGAAGGUUGGACAGCUCCAGUGAAAGUUUUUCCUGCUUUACCUGACCAAAACCAUAUUUUUGCAUUUUGUAUGGAUCCCAAUCUCAAGGAAUUAAAUGAUCCUUCUGUGAGCUGGAGAGAAGAAAAAGCAAGGAACUAUUUCUACAGGUCACGUACUCAAAAAGCAUAUGAAGAAGUUCCUUGGGAUAAUAUGUUACCAUCCAAAAUCCAGCUUCCGGAAUCAACUGUGGAAGUGAUGGCUGAUCCUGUUUCCCAGUGUUUCACAAAAAGGAGAUACAAUCCUGAAUCUGAAAUAAGCCAAGUUAUUGGAAACCUUUGGGACAGAUUUCAGACAAGAUCUUUUACCUCUCCACAGAAACCAGUUUGUCUUGUAAGCCGAAGCUCUCGAAUCUGUCAUAUCCCUUUGUAUAUUAGCUGUGUUGGUGCAGUACAUUUUGAAGACACUGACAAUGCCAACGUAGACUUAAUCAUGUUUAACUGUGUGUGAACUUCAAAGCCUUGCUACACAAGCACUGCACACACUCCAAAUAUCCCCGGAUACACUGGCAAGGUUCAUUGGUCAGCAACCCACCUUGCAAAUUCUAAUCUUCCAUCAACAUCCCCAUCAAUAAUUGCACAAAUGCAUGGGUACAUAGCAAAACAUGGAAGCUCAUCUCAGUAUAAUCACCAGGGACCUUUUUCACAAAUGAUGACUCCAGUUAGUCCUCAGAAUUCUUUCAACAAGACUCAGCAAGAAACUGUUAGAGUUUAAAAAGUGUCAGUCUUUUUUACCAGCCUAAGUGAGCCUUAGUGCCCGAUACUGAGGAGAAAGGAAAUGUGUGAAGAGGUGCGGAUACUUUAAAUACAGAACAAAAAUAAAAUAGCAAAGAAGUGUG